This is a messenger RNA of Echinops telfairi (small Madagascar hedgehog), 5376 nucleotides long. RefSeq names its product rubicon autophagy regulator (gene RUBCN). The record is from RefSeq and is a predicted model, not a curated record. Bases 101 to 2866 code for a protein of 921 amino acids. Lineage: Eukaryota; Metazoa; Chordata; Mammalia; Afrosoricida; Tenrecidae. The transcript has 20 exons. Gene Ontology annotation, molecular function: phosphatidylinositol phosphate binding. Gene Ontology annotation, biological process: negative regulation of endocytosis; negative regulation of autophagosome maturation. Gene Ontology annotation, cellular component: late endosome; early endosome.
GCUGCUGGGUAAUUUGAAGACCACUGUUGAAGGGUUGGUGUCAACCAACAGCCCCAACGUCUGGUCCAAGUAUGGUGGCCUGGAGCGGCUCUGCAGGGACAUGCAGAACAUCCUCUAUCAUGGGCUCAUUCAUGACCAGGUGUGCUGCCGCCAGACCGAGUACUGGCCGUUUGUGAAAGACAUCCGGUGGCUCAGUCCCCACGCCGCCGUGCACGUGGAGAAGUUCAUCACCUUGCACGAGCGCGGCCAGAGCGAGCGUGCCGUGGCGGAGGCGUGGCUGCAGCACAGCUUGCAGUGCCACUGUCUCUCUGCCCAGCUCCGGCUGCUGCUCGGGGACAGGCAGUAUGUCAGAAAAUUCUACUCAGAUGCGGCGUUCCUGCUAAGCAACGCUCACGUCACGGCCAUGCUCCAGUGCCUGGAAGCAGUGGAACAGAACAACCCCCGCCUCCUGGCGCAGAUCGAUGCCUCCAUGUUUGCCAGGAAGCAUGAGAGCCCACUGCUGGUGACAAAGAGCCAGAGCCUGACGGCACUGCCUGGUUCUACGUACACCCCUCCAACCAGCUACGCCCAUCAUUCUUACUUCGGGUCCUUCUCCAGCCUCCACCAAUCCAUGCUCAACCAGGGCUCAGAGAGAAAAUCGACUUCCUCGUCACUCGCUGGCCCUUCCUGGAAACCUCAAGAAAGCAGAGGACAAGCCUCACCAGCCGAGGGUCAGGCUGUUCAAGCCUCUCUGCUUUCGAUCCCUGCAUUAGCCAGGGACUCCCCUUCGUCCCCGCCGGAGAUGAGCUGCAGCAGCCCUCUGACCAGCCCCAUCGAAGCCUCCUGGGCCAGCAGCCAGAAUGAGUCCCCGAGUGAUGCUAGUGAGGGGCCCGAGUACCUGGCCAUCGGCAACCUGGACCCCCGGAGCCGGAGCGCCAGCUGCCAGAGUCACAGCAGCAACACCGGGAGCAGCAGCCUCAAUUUGUUCUCCUCCAGCAGCUCCCAGAAGCCAGAGUCCACCACGUCCUCCCUAGGGGACCAGGAGGGCAGUGGGCAGAAACAGCUGUCUAGUGUCCUUCGUAGGUCCAGCUUCUCAGAGGGGCAGACGCUCACCGUUCCCAGUGGGACAAAGAAGAGCCACACUCGCUCUCAAUCAGAUACCAACAUCAUCUCCAGUGGAGCCCCAGGUGGCCCCAGGAAUAUCACCAUUAUAGUUGAAGAUCCCAUUGCAGAGUCCUGCAAUGAUAAGUCGAGGUUAAGAGGCUCCGUGCCCUACUCUGGGCAAAGCAGCGAAGUCAGCACACCCAGCUCGCUGUACAUGGAGUAUGAAGGGGGUCGGCCCCUGUGCUCGGGGGAAGGCAUGUUCCGACAGCCGUCGGAAGGGCAGUCCCUCCUCAGCUACCUCUCGGAGCAGGACUUCGGCAGCUGUGCAGACCUGGAAAAGGAGAAUGCCCACUUCAGCAUCUCAGAGUCCUUGAUUGCUGCCAUUGAGCUCAUGAAGUGCAACAUGAUGAGCCAGUGCCUGGAGGAGGACGCGGAGGAGGAAGACAGCGACCGAGAGAUCCAGGAACUGAAGCAGAAGAUUCGCCUCCGUCGCCAGCAGAUCCGCACCAAGCACCUGCUCCCUGGGUACCAAGAGACAGAGAGUGGAAGCUUUCGGGUCACUUCCAGCAGCUCCCAGUUCAGUUCACGUGAUUCCACACAGUUCUCCGACUCUGGCUCUGCAGAUGAGGUCGAUGAAUUUGAAAUCCAAGAUGCUGACAUCAAACGGAGCACACCCUCCAACGGCAGGCCCUUCGUUUCCACCCAGUCCUUCUCCCACUGCUUCCUGCACUCCACGUCUGCGGAGGCCGUGGCCAUGGGGCUCCUGAAGCAGUUCGAGGGGAUGCAGCUCCCUGCCGCCUCGGAACUGGAGUGGCUGGUCCCAGAGCACGAUGCGCCUCAAAAGCUCCUGCCCUUCCCCGACUCGCUGCCCAUCUCACCAGACGACGGGCAGCACGCCGACAUCUACAAGCUGCGGAUCCGUGUGCGUGGGAACCUGGAGUGGGCCCCACCCCGGCCUCAGAUCAUUUUUAAUGUUCAUCCUGCUCCAACGAGGAAAGUGGCCGUGGCCAAACAGAAUUACCGUUGUGCAGGGUGUGGCAUCCGGACAGAGCCCGAUUACAUCAAGCGGCUGCGGUACUGUGAGUACCUGGGCAAGUACUUCUGCCAGUGCUGCCACGAGAAUGCCCAGAUGGUCAUCCCCAGUCGAGUUCUGCGGAAGUGGGACUUCAGCAAGUACUAUGUCAGCAAUUUCUCCAAGGACCUGCUCAUCAAGAUCUGGAAUGACCCCCUGUUCAAUGUGCAGGACAUCAACAGUGCCCUCUAUAGGAAGGUGAAGCUGCUCAACCACGUCCGGCUGCUGCGAGUCCAGCUGUAUCAUAUGAAGAACAUGUUCAAGACAUGCCGUCUGGCCGAAGAGCUGCUGGAUUCCUUUGACACAGUUCCAGGCCACCUGACGGAGGAUCUGCACCUGUACUCCUUGAAUGACCUGACCGCCACCAGGAAGGGGGAGCUGGGCCCCCGGCUUGCUGAGCUCCUCAGGGCAGGGGCCGCCCACGUGGAGCGGUGCAUGCUCUGCCAGGCCAAGGGCUUCAUCUGUGAGUUCUGUCAGAAUGCGGCCGAUGUGAUCUUUCCUUUUCAGCUCCAGAAGUGUCGGACCUGUGAAGAGUGUAAAGCAUGCUACCAUAAAGCUUGCUUCAAGUCUGGAAGCUGCCCCCGGUGUGAACGCCUUCAAGCCCGGCGGGAGUUGUUGGCCAAGCAGAGCCUGGAGUCCUACCUGUCCGACUACGAGGAGGAGCCCACCGAAGCCCUGGCCCUCGAAGCCACCGUCCUGGAGACCACCUGAAGAAAGAGCUGUGCUCUCCAUCACGGGACUAGCGGCAACACACAAUGCGGAACUGAGCCACCCCUUUAAGGACUUUGCCCACGUGGGGAUUUUUUUUUAUAUAUAUAUUAUUUUUUUAAAUAACUUGUCUGACGUCCUUGUGGCAUCCUCCCGUCUGGCCUUGUUUUGGAUGGCGGGGUCCAGUCUGUUAGCGACAGAUACUUGCUCAGCACCAGGUUUUCGCAUCAGUGCUGCUAGGUCCCUAUAUGAAGCGUCUAGUGCCUCCGUCAGGAAAGGCCAGCUAGGCCCAAAUCUCUAGACCUUCCCGACCUCCUCCACCUGGACCUGACCUAGGCCCAGCCAAUCACCAGUGUCAUUUCCAGUUUGACUUCCUCUUCACGUGGGAGUUUCUGAGCCUGCCUCUCCAAUAACUCACUACUUCGCUGCUGAAAUGGGGGAUGGAACGUUUCUCUUCCCAAUAUUGGCCUGCGGUCAGACUGUGCCCUGAGGAGAAAUGACAGAGGGCAGGAUUACCGGGCAGGUGUUCUGCCUGGCCCCCUCCUGUCUUUGGGGGCCACAAUAACAGCAUUAGUCCUGCCUGGAACCCUCAGGUGGGGCCUCAAAGAGGCCGUCAGGACUGAGGUGCCACCGCGCCAAGAACAGAUCUGAUGCUGUGGUCAGGGCCCUCUGUGGCCUUAACCGUGGGCACAGGCGAGGCUCCAGCUCUGUUUAAAGAACAUCCAUCAGCAGAGCUGUUGGUAUGAGGUCUCGCGUCACCAACCUGGCUCUUUGCAGGUUUGCUCUUUUAUGCUCAGGCAGGGCUUCAAUGGCGUGCUAAGUUGAGGACAGAAACCCCAUGCCUCGCCUAGGGUCAGCGAGCCCCUUACUCCCGUGCCCUCCCUUAGAUGGUAGGCGUGGCUCCUAGUCAAAAGAAGGGUCAGACCCCAUUCUCUCUGGGCUUCCUGCAGCAGAGCUGGGAGCCGCCCUGGUGGUGGGUCUUUUGCCUUAUGGUUUCUUGUGUCACAAUUGGGGGGGAAAGCUUCCUGCUUAGUGUUGUGAGAGAACUUUGGACAAUUUGUGGAUGCGAGUGCGAAGGUCCCCGUGUUCUUGUGCUAACGAGAGCCUCUAGGCCAAUUAUGCACUUAACUCUUUCUCUGACCUUGGUACUCAUCAUAGCUAUUCAGUCAUCCUUUUCAGAUCACUAAUUUUAACCCUCCUCUUGUUUUAAAUGUAUUUUGCUGGAGAGAUUUUGUGGCUGGGACCUUGUCAAUGUCUGUGGUGGUCUUUCGUGGCUUUAGCGUUGAGCGCCAGUCCGGGCCGCCGCUCUGAGGACUGGCAGCUCUGUGAACUAUAGUAUUUUUGUUCUGGGACUGGAUUCUGCCCGUGUACUUGUCUUCCUACAGUUACUUGAUAGUAUGACCCCGGUGUGUGCGCUUCCCCAUGAGGCUGAAGGAAAGCUGCACGUGGCUGGUGGAAGCUGAGGAAUGACCGAGCUAGAGAGCCAGGGCAUGUCACAAGUUAGGAGCCGGGCACUGAGCUGUGAGCUGGAGCGAGAAGCCACAGGGAGCAUGUCAAGCCGGGUUCCUCUGUCUCAGCUGGGAGCCUGAAGGCCACGGCAGGCCGGGAGGCCCCAAGGCUCCUCUCCUUUCGCCUGUGUUGAGGCUGCAAAAACAAAGGCCUUUCUGCCCAGCCCAGGCUUGGGAGGGCUGACUCGAAGCCCCCUUGCCCUUCAAGGAGCUUUGGGUUGGGCAUGACCCCACAAUGCUCCAGUUUCACCGGAGGGAUCAGGCUUGUACAAAACAGUGAGCGCUUCCUCCAGUUGGGCUUGAAAGGCCAACGCCGGCUCUAAGUCACUACACCGGUGGAGCGCUGGCUGCCCUGCCUCUUCCAUGUUAGCCUGAGAUCCACGGAUGGAAAGCGCUGCCCAGCACCUGCAGCAGACAGGGCCCAGCAGUCGUACAAGUUCCCUGUUCUGCGCUGCUUUUAACUACCUUCCCAGCCCCAGCCCCUCCGACCUGACUGCCUCCCUGCUUUAGUGACCCUGGCACCAUGCCGUCAUCACUGCCCAAACACCCAUUUAUUUAUUUAUUUGAGGCUUGGGGGUGGGCGGGGGGAGGGCAAAAGAUGGACUGUCUUGAAAGCACUUUGCAAUUUACCAGUAUCUGAACAUGCCCUGCUUUGUGGGGAGAAGCUUCUGAAUGCACUGAAGAGAGUUCCUUCUGAAUGGAAUAGGAGGGAGGAUGUGUUCUCUGGAGAUAAAGGGCAAGAACAAUCUGCUUCCAUGGUGGAGACAAGACUCAAGACAGCAGAAGAGUGGGAGGCCAGUAUUUCCCACUUAAAUGAGGCCGUUACUGUCUUUCUCUGCCAAGGCGAGCGAGCUUUUGUGUAAUUAACAGAGAAGGAGCAAGCAUCUCGAGAGAUGCCCUAUGUGCGUGUAACUCGUUUUCCGAACCGCAUUUCUGUUCACUGUUGUUCUGACACAGCCUGACAGUAGUAGUUCUUGCCCCCUUAAAUAAACUAAGGAAAUGAAA